Closterium sp. Naga37s-1 is the source of this 330-nucleotide messenger RNA. NCBI's taxonomy places the organism in Eukaryota, Viridiplantae, Streptophyta, Zygnematophyceae, Desmidiales, Closteriaceae. The record is from the annotation of a GenBank genome assembly.
CUCCUCCAACAAACGCGGUCGCUUAGAAUGGCGGCAGGAUCUAGCGACAGCAAAGGCGCGGUGUUCUUAGAAUCAGAGAUCGAGUUCAUAGCGGAGAACGAGCUGGUGUCCAUCGUGCCCAACUUCCGAGCCGACGCGCUGCACCUCCACGCCGGCGACAUUGGGCCGUUCAGGCCUCAGAUUGCCCUGCAGGUGCCGCUAUGGCUGGCCAUCGCUCUCAAGAAGCGCGCCAAGUGCUCCAUCCAGCCGCCUCCCUGGCUUGCUGCAGGUGACCCGCGUCCUCAUCCCCUUCCGCGUGCUGUGCUGUUGGCAAUGUUUUUAUCCCAGUGA